Molecule: messenger RNA, 1488 nt
Organism: Aspergillus affinis
Lineage: Eukaryota; Fungi; Ascomycota; Eurotiomycetes; Eurotiales; Aspergillaceae
Product: adenine deaminase
Exons: 4
Coding region: 1-1488 (495 amino acids)
Molecular function (GO): NADH dehydrogenase activity
Source: RefSeq, a predicted model, not a curated record
AUGCAAGCACGCUCCUUGACCAGCGUAACCUUCUCUACUGGUUGCAAAGCCAUCUCGAAGCCCUCUCGUAACGCCAGGAACCGGUUCCUUCACGCCCCAGCAUCGCUCUCGCAAUCGGGUCUACGCAUCCCCCUCCUACCUUCCACACCGGCCACUCGCAUUUCGAGACCUACCAAAGGACUCAUCAUCUCCAAUACUACUCGUCUACAUCGACAUCUACACCUACAAACAAGAGCCAUGUCAUCAGACGCAAUCCCCGACCGCUACAAGCUGGUCUUCUUCGUGCCCCACUCGCAUCUCGAUACCGUCAAGGACGCCGUGUUCGCAACGGGCGCCGGCACCUUCCCGGGAGGUAAAUAUAUCAAGUGUUGCUUCCAGAUGCCCGGACAGGGACAGUUCAUGCCAGCGGGAGGCGCGAACCCGGCGAUUGGGGCGGUGGGAACGUUGGAGUAUGUGGAGGAGAUGAAGGUCGAGGUGAUGUGUUUGGGACGGUCAAUUAUGUUGCAUGCGGUGGAGGCGUUGGUCCAGGCGCAUCCGUACGAGGAGGUGGCGUAUGAGGCAGCAACCCGCAAAACGCCUCUUCGACUCCGAGUGGAAAGUCGAUCUCAUCGCUUCAUCUUCGUCUUCAUCUUCAUCGUCCCCCUCCUCUCCCACUCGCCAUCCUCCCCUCCGCCGCCAGCAAUGGCUUCCAAAUUCUUCCCCGUCGUCCCGCGGGUCGGUCGUCAAUUGCUCCAGUCCGUCCCCAAGUCCCAAUGCAGACCCUUCUCGGCUGGUCCGCAACGAUUGAGCGACUCCCUUGCCGUGCACCGCAACAAGCCCACCAACAACCCGACCAUCCCCUUCCAGUUCUCCGAGCAGAACCUCAGACUCGCCGAUGAGAUCCUCAAGCGCUAUCCCCCCCAGUACAAGAAGGCCGCCGUCAUGCCUCUGCUGGACCUCGGUCAGCGCCAGCACGGCUUCACCAGCAUCAGCGUCAUGAACGAGGUCGCCCGCCUCCUGGAGAUGCCCCCCAUGCGGGUUUACGAAGUCGCAACCUUCUAUACCAUGUACAACCGGGAGCCCGUGGGCAAGUACUUUGUCCAGCUCUGCACAACGACGCCGUGCCAGCUGGGUGGCUGCGGUAGUGACAAGAUCGUCAAGGCUAUCACGGAGCACCUUGGCAUUACGCCCGGACACACCACUGAAGACGGCCUCUUCACUUUCGUUGAGGUCGAAUGUCUGGGUGCCUGUGUCAACGCUCCUAUGGUCCAGAUUAACGAUGACUACUACGAGGACCUGACUCCCGAGUCGAUCAAGACCCUGCUUACCGCGCUGAAGGACUCCACGACUGCCACCGAGGCCGGAAACCCCGUCAAGGUGCCUGCCCCCGGACCUCUGAGCGGCCGAGAGAGCUGUGAGAACAGCAUUGGACUCACGAACCUGCGGGAGCCCGUGUGGGACCCCGAGACGAUGAUGCGAAAGGACGGUGCUUUGGAUCAGCAGCAAUAA